AUGUUCAACAACGUGAAACAAGUACCGAUGGAGCGCAGAGCUGGUCUGCAUUUCACGUGCUCUGUAUCAGCUGAAAAGGAUACCAAGACUGGAGAAGCCUUCGUUUCGUGUGCGUCAGGUAAGGAGAAGCCCACACAGUAUGAAAGCGAAGUCGAUUCGGAGUCGGAUUCUGAGUCGGACUACGAAGAUGAGAAAGAAACUGUUGGCGGAAGUGAAGCCGUGGAAUGCGCUUAUAGCUUCGGCUACUUUUGA
Molecule: messenger RNA, 252 nt
Organism: Phytophthora infestans T30-4
Lineage: Eukaryota; Oomycota; Peronosporomycetes; Peronosporales; Peronosporaceae
Exons: 2
Coding region: 1-252 (83 amino acids)
Source: RefSeq, a predicted model, not a curated record